UUUGUUCGCUCUCAUUCACAUUUUCGUGUUCUCAUCACCUUCAUCCUUCACCAACAAGAUAAUUAGUUUUUUUUUUGUAAAAUAUAUAGAAAAAUAAUAAUUAAGUGUUUUCGUUUGUUUAAUAAGUGACUUAAUAAUUAAAAUACAACCGUCUUUUUAUAAAUCGUAAUAAUGAAGAUCUGGACAAUUGAACAUACAUUCAAUCACCCGUGGGAAACAGUCGUGGCAGCGGCGUUAAAAAAAUAUCCUAACCCAUUGAAUGAAGCUGUACUUGGUACUGAUAUUAUUGAUAGAAAAAUAAUUAAUGGUACACUUUAUACACACAGACUUGUUGUCAGUGAAUUUAAAUUUCCCAGAACAGCACAAGCGAUACUUGGACAUGUAAAAACUCAUUAUGCUAGUGAAAAAAGUGAAGUUAAUCCUGCAACUAGAGAAAUGGUUCUUCGGACGCGAAAUUUGUCUUUUAGUAACUACAUAGAUGUCGGCGAAACGUUACGUUACAUUCCCCACCCCCAAGACAAAAAUAAAACACUUCUCAAACAAGAAGCCAUUGUUACUGUCCAAGGAGCACCUCUUGCUUCAUACAUGGAAGAUCUUUUAACCAAAAGAAUUUCUUUUAAUGCUGGAAUGGGACGACAAGCUGUUGAAUGGGUGAUCAAGCUAGACACGGAAAUGAAGGAUCUAGCCAACACGGCAGUUAAGUCAACAGAUGAAUUGCUGUCGCAAACACGCCGUCAGAUAGAUGACAUAACGAUUAAAACAAAACGUGGAAUGGAUGAUCUUCAGCAUGCAGCUAAAAAGUCAUUAGAUGAAAUUCAAACUUUUACGGCGCCACCGUCGCCCCAAUCUAUGCCUAAAUUAUAGCUAAGAUUGCGUACUAGUUUCAAUUUAUUCAAUUAAAUGCGAUUUGAUUUUUUAUUUUUAUCAUUUCAUUCAA
Molecule: messenger RNA, 937 nt
Organism: Microplitis mediator
Lineage: Eukaryota; Metazoa; Arthropoda; Insecta; Hymenoptera; Braconidae
Gene: slmo
Product: protein slowmo
Exons: 5
Coding region: 172-864 (230 amino acids)
Biological process (GO): phospholipid transport
Cellular component (GO): mitochondrial intermembrane space
Molecular function (GO): phosphatidic acid transfer activity
Source: RefSeq, a predicted model, not a curated record